Molecule: messenger RNA, 5953 nt
Organism: Oncorhynchus nerka (sockeye salmon)
Lineage: Eukaryota; Metazoa; Chordata; Actinopteri; Salmoniformes; Salmonidae
Product: inosine-5'-monophosphate dehydrogenase 1b
Exons: 15
Coding region: 1130-2911 (593 amino acids)
Biological process (GO): GTP biosynthetic process
Cellular component (GO): cytoplasm
Molecular function (GO): IMP dehydrogenase activity
Source: RefSeq, a predicted model, not a curated record
AAAGAAAGAGAGUAUACAAGAGAGAGAGAGAGACUGUAAGUGAGUAUUGAAGAGGCUUUUUAGAUCCAAUCCCUCAGUACUUGUCACAAGCAGUCAUCUGCAGAUGAUGUUCCUGAGAGCGUCCCUAGCAACCCAGUCACCCUCUGCUCAGUCAAUGGGUUCAGAGCAGCACAGAGUUUAGUUUAGCUAACCUGCCUACACAAAGCUGUCAGAGACUGGUAACACACACUCCCCUCACCAUGGCGAUACUGGGAAGGGAAAGUGUGUCAUCUCGCCACCCCCAACCGUUCCCUCCGCCCCCUCUAUCACUCCACUCUCACUCCCUCUCUCCUCCCUCCACUCCUGCUUUAAUUCCUCCAAUCCUCUUUGUAGGACUGACGUCUGCUACAGUCACAAACAGAGCUAAGACAAGAGAGGAGAGUGGAGGAAAAUAGAGUCUGGUAGUCUCAGAAACAAACUGCUCUCUGUCUCUCACACUUCCACUAGCUCAGCUCCCAGGGCUCUCCAGGACUCAGGGGGGGGUGCUCUACCCUCACAGCAUCCUCUCCUCGCUCCUUGUUGGGGCUCACCUCACUGCCUGAGGCCGGGGAACAUCCAGGGGACAUCUAGGUGACACUCACUCAGCCUCACCCAGGACCUGGGACUUCAGCUCCAGCUCGACUCUCUAAAAUCGGGUCCUCCUCAAAGGCCUUCUGAGCCUGCAACGUGACCCACCCUUCUUCUGUCUGACUGAGAGAGAGAGGGAACUGUCAUUCUAUCUCAGGCCUCAACUCCCAUGCACUGUAUCUGCAGAGAAGCUAGAAGACAGGAGAAUACCCUAAAGACAGAGACCGGAUGAUUUCAAUUUGUCCUACCGAUAUCGUCAUAAGAGAUAAGACACAGCAGUGAGAGUGUGUGUCUGUGUAUUUCUUAUAACGAGUGUGACACAGACCACUCUGUGUCAGCUGUGUGUUAGAGAAAGAACACACACUGGGGAAGACUUUUCUUGUGGCAUUUGAUGUGCAGAUGUGUGUGUGUGACAUGUCAGGUGUGUGACUCAUUGUAGUUGUCAGGCAUUGAAUGUGCAUUUGAGACGCGAGUGUGGCCUUAAGUGUGCGAGAGGCUUCGGUUUCCUCUGGAUUUCUCUGGGAUGGAGGGUCAAGGCUACGACCGGUUUGGUGAAGGUGAGCGUGACACCUACCAGAUCGACUACCGCCAUAUCGUUGGUGAUACCGAGCCCGCUAGGCCGCGUCUCUUGCCCCUCGAAGGGGAACACACACACACCAACACCCAUGGAGCCUACACACACACCAACCCUCACGGCCACGAGACAGCCGCGCAGAGAUACAGUGCCACACGCAUCCAAGCCGGAUAUGAACCUGAGAGCAUGGCUGACUAUCUGAUCAGUGGAGGGACAGGGUACGUGCCUGAAGAUGGACUAACGGCUCAGCAGCUCUUCUCUGUCGGGGACGGACUCACAUACAAUGAUUUCCUGAUUCUUCCUGGUUUCAUAGACUUUAACUCUGAUGACGUGGACCUGACUUCAGCUCUGACCAGGAAGAUCACCCUGAAGACCCCUCUAAUCUCAUCUCCCAUGGAUACAGUCACUGAGUCCUCCAUGGCCAUCGCUAUGGCUCUCAUGGGAGGGAUCGGGAUCAUGCACCAUAACUGUACUCCAGAGUUCCAAGCCAACGAGGUCCGCUUGGUCAAGAAAUUUGAGCAGGGUUUCAUCACAGACCCGGUGGUAAUGAGUCCUCACCACACGGUGGGAGACGUGUUCGAAGCCAAGGUCCGCCACGGCUUCUCUGGCAUCCCCGUCACAGAGACAGGAAAGAUGGGAAGCAAGCUGGUGGGUAUCGUCACCUCCCGAGACAUCGACUUCCUUUCCGAGAAAGACCAUGACAAACCCCUGGAAGAGGCCAUGACAAAGAGGGAAGAUUUAGUGGUUGCACCAGCUGGUGUAACACUGAAAGAAGCCAACGAUAUCCUGCAGCGCAGCAAGAAAGGUAAGCUGCCCAUAGUGAAUGACAGUGAUGAGCUGGUGGCCAUCAUAGCGAGGACAGACCUGAAGAAGAACAGAGACUACCCUCUGGCCUCUAAAGACUCCAGGAAGCAGCUGUUGUGUGGAGCUGCCAUUGGAACCAGAGAGGAGGACAAGUACAGACUGGACCUGCUGAUGCAGGCUGGUGUCGACAUGGUGGUGCUGGACUCCUCCCAGGGGAACUCUGUCUAUCAGAUCAACAUGAUCAACUACAUCAAACAGAAAUACCCUGAACUACAGGUGGUGGGAGGAAACGUGGUGACUGCAGCACAGGCUAAGAAUCUGAUAGAUGCGGGUGUGGAUGCUCUGAGGGUGGGGAUGGGCUGUGGCUCCAUCUGCAUCACCCAGGAAGUGAUGGCAUGUGGGCGUCCCCAGGGUACAUCAGUGUACAAGGUGGCAGAGUAUGCCAGGCGUUUCGGUGUGCCUGUCAUUGCAGACGGAGGCAUCCAGACCGUUGGACACGUGGUCAAAGCUCUCGCUCUCGGGGCAUCCACAGUGAUGAUGGGGUCAUUGCUCGCGGCUACCACGGAGGCCCCGGGGGAGUAUUUCUUCUCGGACGGCGUGCGACUAAAGAAGUAUCGCGGGAUGGGCUCCCUUGACGCCAUGGAGAAGAACAGCAGCAGCCAGAAACGCUACUUCAGUGAGGGGGACAAGGUGAAGGUGGCUCAGGGUGUGUCAGGGUCGGUCCAGGAUAAAGGCUCCAUCCAUAAAUUUGCCCCCUAUCUCAUUGCUGGCAUACAACAUGGCUGCCAAGACAUCGGAGCCAAGAGCCUCUGCAUACUGCGGUCCAUGAUGUACUCUGGGGAGCUGAAGUUUGAGAAGAGGACCAUGUCAGCUCAGGUUGAGGGGGGAGUACACGGGCUGCACUCUUAUGAGAAGCGGCUAUACUGAGGGAGGAGCGAGAAGAAGCACACGAGCAGCUCCCAGCGUACCCCCACCAGCAGCCACCAGGCACAAUAGAUACAUGUGACCUACCUACAACCACUACUCAAUUCAACCAUCACAUAACCUUUUGGCUAUACAUAAGACCGCUGACUCCUCUCUUCUCCUCCCACCCACUAUCUCUCUCUGUCUCUGUGUUGUAAGAUGCUUUUGAGGGACCAUAAAGUCACCUCUGACUUGAUUGAUGUUAUGACAUAAUCUACAGGGACUAGGGACUAACGUUCAAUGGUCACAUGUACCUGGGUCAUGGCACAGAGCCAUCAGGCUGUAUAAGGUAUGUAGCGCAUGUAGAACUGUGAAUACUGUGAACUACUUUACGUACCCUGGAACUCUUUAUACCAGUUUUGGUUGAUCAUGGUCCUAUGUCUCAGAUGUAUUUGAAUGUACAGUAGUGUUGAUGACCAUAUGGAAUAGCCUAGAGGUCUGUUAGUGUGGCUCUACUGUAGAGAGGACCAAAGCCACGGUAGGCGUUAGCCUUCAAUCAGGGAUAAUCACAGCGCCUUAAGACAGCACAUGGAGUCUAUACUGUGGAUAGUGCUGGAAUCUGUUUUUCAUUGGAUUCUCAUCAGUUUGAAGGAAAAAAAAGAGAAUCACACAUAUUUUUCGUGUGAAGUUCACUAAGAUUUGGGAUGUGUUUUCAUUCAUGUUAUGUGUGUUUUCUGAUGACGGGGUGAUUGUACAGUGACUUUGGCCUAAUCUGUGGUGUUAAUAAUAUGAUAUGAUGUAUUUGAGUGCAUUUGGAAAGUAUUCAGACCCCUUCACUUUCUCCACAUAUGUUGCGUUACAGCCUUAUUCUAAAAUUGAUUAAAUUGUUUUUUCUCAUCAAUCUACAUGCAAUAGCCCACAAUUCCUGAUAUUUAAUCCUAGUAAAAAUUCCCUGUCUUAGGUCAGUCAAGUAAGUGAAAUGUCAGAAUGAUAGUAGAGUGAUUUAUUUCUUUCAUCACAUUCCCAGUGGGUCAUAAGUUUAUAUACACUCAAUUAGUAUUUGGUAGCAUUGCCUUUAAAUUGUUUAACUUGGGUCAAACGUUGCGGGUAGCUUUCCUCAAGUUGGGUGAAUUUUGGCCCAUUCCUCCUGAAAGAGCUGGUGUAACUGAGUCAGGUUUGUAGGCCUAAUUGCUCGCACACACUUUUUCAGUUCUGCCCACACAUUUUCUAUAGGAUUGAAGUCGGGGCUUUGUGAUGGCCACUCCAAUACCUUGACUUUGUUGUCCUUAAGCCAUUUUGCCACAACUUUGGAAGUAUGCUUGGGGUCAUUGUCCAUUUGUAAGACCCAUUUGCGAUCAAGCUUUAACUUCCUGACUGAUGUCUUGAGAUGAUGCUUCAAUAUAUCCACAAUUUUCCUCACUCAUUAUGCCAUCUAUUUUGUGAAGUGCACCAGUCCCUCCUGCAACAAAGCACUCCCACAACAUGAGGCUGCCACCCCCGUUCUUCACGGUUGGGAGGGUGUUCUUUGGCUUUCAAGCCUCCCCCUUUUUCCUCCAAACAUAACGAUGGUCAUUAUGGCCAAACAGUUCUAUUAUUGUUUCAUCAGACCAGAGGACAUUUCUCCAAAAAGUGCGAUCUUUGUCCCCAUGUGCAGUUGCAAACCGUAUUCUGGCUUUUUAUGGCGGUUUUGGAGCAGUGGCUUCUUCCUUGCUGAGCUGCCUUUCAGGGUAUGUCAAUAUAGGACUUGUUUUACUGUGGAUAUACAUACUUUUGUACCUGUUUCCUCCAGCAUCUUCACAAGGUCCUUUGCUGUUGUUCUGGAAUUGAUUUGCACUUUUCGCACCAAAGUACGCUCAUCUCUAGGAGACAGAACGUGUUUCUGUCCUGAGUGGUAUGACGGCUGCGUGGUCCUAUAGUGUUUAUACUUGUGUACUAUUAUUUGUACAGAUGAACGUGGUACCUUCAGGCAUUUGGGGGAAAAAAUUGAGGUCUUUGCUGAUUUCUUUUGAUUUUCCCAUGAUGUCAAGCAACGAGGCACUGAGUUUGAAGAUAUGCCUUGAAAUACAUCCACAGGUACACCUCCAAUUGACUCAAAUGAUGUCAAUUAGCUUAUCAGAAUCUUGUUAAGCCAUGACAUCAUUUUCUGGAAUUUUCCAAGCUGUUUAAAGGCACAGUCAACUUAGUGUAUGUAAACUUCUGACCCACUGGAAUUGUGAUAUAGUGAAAUAGUCUGUCUGGUAACAAUCGUUGGAAAACUUGUGUCAUGCACAAAGUAGACGUCCUAACUGAAUUGCCAAAACUAUAGUUUGUUAACAAGACAUUUUGUGGAGUGGUUAAAAAAAACGAGUUUUAAUGACUCAAACCUAAGUGUAUGUAAACUUCCGACUUCAACUGUAUAUAAAAAAUAAUAAUACCUUUUGUUGAAGCACCUUUGGCAGCGAUUUCAGCCUUGUCUUUCGCAUGACGCUACAUGCUUGGCACAUCUGUAUUUGGGGAGUUUUUCUCAUUCUUCUUUCACUCUCAAGCUCUGUCAGGUUGGAUGGGGAGCGUCGCUGCACAGCUAUUUUCAGAUCUAUCCAGAGAUUUUAGAUUGGGUUCAAGUUCCGGGCUCUGGCUGGGCCACUUCUGCGUUGUCUUGGCUGUGUGCUUAGGGUCAUUGUCCUGUUGGAAGGUGAACCUUCGCCCCAGUCUGAGGUCCUGAGUGCUCUGGAACAGGUUUUCAUCAAGCAUCUCUCUGUACAUUGCUUGGUUAAUCUUUCCCUUGAUUCUGACUAGUCUCCCAGUCUCUGCCGCUGAAAAACAUCCCCACAGCAUGGUGCUACCACCCUAGGGAUGGUGCCAGGUUUCCUCCAGACAUGCCGCUUGGCAUUCAGGCCAAAUAGUUCAAUCUUGGUUUCAUCAGACUAUCUAAUCUUGUUUGUCAUGGUCUGAGAGUCCUUUAGGUACCUUUUUGGCAAACUCACUGAGGAGUGGCAAAAAUUAAUGGAGUGCUGCAGAGAUGGUUGUCCUUCUGAAAGGUUCUCCCAACUCCACAGAUUAACUCUGGAGCUCUGUCAGAGUGAGCCU